Raphanus sativus (radish) is the source of this 1507-nucleotide messenger RNA. RefSeq names its product tryptophan--tRNA ligase, chloroplastic/mitochondrial-like. Gene Ontology annotation, cellular component: mitochondrion; chloroplast. The record is from RefSeq and is a predicted model, not a curated record. Gene Ontology annotation, biological process: tryptophanyl-tRNA aminoacylation. The transcript is spliced from 15 exons. Lineage: Eukaryota; Viridiplantae; Streptophyta; Magnoliopsida; Brassicales; Brassicaceae. Bases 84 to 1271 code for a protein of 395 amino acids. Gene Ontology annotation, molecular function: tryptophan-tRNA ligase activity; ATP binding.
UAAAAUUGAUGUUCGUUUCGUUUGGGUUGGAGUUAUUUUUUUGGGUGGUGCGGCGUGACUGACCAUCAGAGAGAAGACAAAGAAUGGCAGCAGCACACGCGACGAGUCUCAUCCUCUCAUCCUCCUCCAGGUUCUCUCGUCUCGGCUGUACCAGCACCAGAUUUCUCAGACACAACACAAACCCUCUUCCCGUUCCUCGAUUCCGAUGCUACUGCUCUUCCUCCGACGACACUUCUCCUUCUGUAAAGAAACGUGUGGUCUCUGGAGUCCAGCCCACUGGUUCGAUUCACCUCGGAAACUAUCUCGGCGCUAUCAAAAACUGGGUCACUCUUCAGGAUACUUACGAAACACUCUUUUUUAUCGUUGACCUUCAUGCGAUAACACUACCUUAUGACGUGCAAGAACUGAGAAAGGCGACUAGGGAUACCGCAGCGCUCUAUCUAGCAUGUGGUGUAGACAUUUCUAAGGCUUCGGUGUUUGUGCAAUCUCACGUCCGUGCUCAUGUGGAGUUAAUGUGGCUUUUGAGUUCAUCCACACCUAUUGGUUGGUUACAGAAAAUGACUCAGUUCAAAGAGAAAUCACGCAAGGAGGGGGGUGAGAAUGCUUCUGUGUCUUUGUUAACUUAUCCAGUUCUGAUGGCUGCUGACAUCCUCUUGUAUAAGUCAGAUUUUGUGCCUGUGGGUGAGGACCAGAAGCAGCACCUAGAACUUGCACGCGACCUGGCACAGCGUGUGAAUAAUUUAUACGGUGGAAGGAAGUGGAAGAAGCUUGGAGGGCGUGGUGGUUCCAUCUUUAAGAUACCAGAACCACUUAUACCGCAAGUUGGAGCCAGAGUUAUGUCUCUUACAGAUGGUCUUUCCAAGAUGUCCAAGUCUGCACCUUCUGAUCAGUCCCGGAUCAAUCUCCUUGACUCUAAAGAUUUGAUUGCGGAUAAGAUCAAACGGUGCAAGACAGAUUCAUUUGCAGGCCUUGAGUUUGACAAUGCCGAGAGACCUGAAUGCAACAAUCUCCUCUCCGUAUAUCAGAUUGUUUCAGGCAAGACAAAAGAGGAAGUGAUGGAGGAAUGCAAAGAUAUGAGCUGGGGCACAUUUAAGCCUCUCCUUGCUGAUGCUGUCAUCGAGCAUCUCAGUCCAAUCCAGGUCCGUUAUGAGGAGAUAACAGCAGAGUCGGCUUAUUUGGACAAAGUAUUGUCAGAAGGUGCGGACAGAGCCACGGAGAUAGCCGAAUCCACUAUUCACAAUUUGAAACAAGCGAUGGGUUUCUAUAUAUGAGUAGGAUCAGUGCCUACUACGGUGUCUAAAACCUUCUGCUUCUUUUUUUUUUUGGGUGGAGAGAAAGAGUUGAGAGUUAAAAUUUGCAAACGAUUCUUGAUUCUUGAAAUGCAGUCAAAGGCUGCUCAAUAUUCUUUGCUGUAACUGUGAUGUAUCGACAUUCUUUGCGGUAAGUUAUUUUAAAGAUUUUUUCAAAAAAGAGAGGUUAUUUUAAAGUAUAAUUAAAAGGUUUACCA